AUGUCUGUUGAAAAUUAUACUACUUUAGGGGAAUCUGGCCUCAGCAUUUCCAAAAUUAUUGUGGGAUGCAUGUCCUUUGGGUCUUCUCAGUGGAUGGAUUGGAUAAUUGAAGAUGAAGACAAAGUCAUGGAAAUUUUGUAUAAAUGCUACCAAUCAGGUCUUACAACAUUUGAUACUGCUGACGUGUACUCCAACGGUCUUUCUGAAAAAUUGUUGGGGAAAUUUAUAAAGAAAUAUAAUAUCCCAAGAGGAGAAAUAGUCAUCUUAACAAAAUGCUUCUUUCCAACUGAUCCACAAAACUUGUCGUUGAAAGUGGGCCCAACCACUCGUACUUUCCAUUUGAACAAUGGAGGAUUGUCACGUAAACAUAUUAUUCAAGCCGCCAGAGACUCUGUUGAAAGAUUGGGCACAUACAUUGAUGUUUUACAAAUUCAUAGAAUUGACAAAACUCCUAAGCGUGAAAUCAUGAAAGCGUUAAAUGACGUGGUGGAUGAAGGAUUGGCACGCUACAUUGGAGGCUCAGCAAUGAAGGCUUUUGAAUUUGUGGAGUUGCAAGCACUUGCCGAGAGUAAUGGAUGGCAUAAGUUCAUUUCAAUGCAGAAUUAUUACAAUUUGUUGUAUAGGGAGCAGGAAAGAGAGAUGAUUCCAUUUUGUCAGGAUAAUACUACUCUUGGGAAAGUUGCUUGUAUUCCUUAUUCUCCUCUAGCUCGUGGUCUAUUAGGAAAACCAGUGAAAUCAGAAACAUCAACAAGAAGCAGAAGUGAUGGACAUAAAAAGGCUGGGCAAUUGUAUUUCACAGAGGGGGAAGGUGCUGAUAUUGAAAUUAUCAAUCGUGUUGAGGAAAUUGCAAGAAAGAGAGGAGUAUCUAUGGCCAAUGUCUCUAUUGCAUGGGUCCUAUCAAAAGGCUGUUUCCCAAUCAUUGGAUUUAACUCUGUUGAAAGAGUGGAAGAUGCGGUCAAUUCUUUUAGUUUGGAAUUAACAAAAGAUGAAAUCGAGUAUUUGGAAAAGCCUUAUGUUCCAAAACCUUCUGUUACUUAG
Molecule: messenger RNA, 1038 nt
Organism: Saccharomycopsis crataegensis
Lineage: Eukaryota; Fungi; Ascomycota; Saccharomycetes; Ascoideales; Saccharomycopsidaceae
Product: aldo/keto reductase
Exons: 1
Coding region: 1-1038 (345 amino acids)
Source: RefSeq, a predicted model, not a curated record